Molecule: messenger RNA, 957 nt
Organism: Prorocentrum cordatum
Lineage: Eukaryota; Dinophyceae; Prorocentrales; Prorocentraceae
Source: the annotation of a GenBank genome assembly
AUGGGGCUUCCCACAACGACGACUCUCAAGGAUCUGUUCGCCACUACUCCCAUCGGCUCCUCCACGAAUGUCAGGUUCGGCGAAUCGACUGCUGAUAUCAGGCUGUGGGCUGAAUACGCCGGGCGGAACGGAUGGGCGGAAGAAACCGCUUGGAUGGGUUCGGGCAUCAAUUACGCAGACGGCAGGUCAGUCUAUCAGGCCAGGGUGCGAUUCGGUGCUCUCUUCAACAACUUUGGCAGCGUUAGCGAUGCCGACGGCGCCAUCGGGUUUGGGGCAACGGAGGCUGAGGGUCAAGGUAUGGUGGGCGCUGGAGCGACGACUUGGCCAAGGAAUUCGUAUCCAGUGCAGGGCACGAUCUGGGUCAAGACCCCUGUGCCCAGCCCGACGUCCAGUCCGACAUUGGCCCCGACGAGCAGCCCGACCUCCAGUCCGACCGCGUCCCCGACGACCAGCCCGACGUCUGCACCAGCGGCACCGCCCAUCAACAGCGGCCCAAUGGUCAAGGGCAACGGCGACCCGCAUCUCGCCAACACGCUCGGCCAGAAGUUUGACCUGCUUCAGGCUGGGUACCACACUUUGGUCCAAAUCCCCAGGUGGGAGCGGCAUCGGACUAAUUUCCUCGUGGAGGCGAGGGCGAGUCGCGCUGGGCGUGGGUGCGCUGAUCUGUUUUUUACGGAGAUCAACAUCAGCGGCACGUGGGCUCGUCGUCACAGGGCAACGGACUUGCGUUGGGACGCCGAGGCUACGAGGCUGGCCAAGCCAACAUGGAUGACCUUCCACAAUGUGGUCAAUGUCAACAUUGUGCAUGGCCGCACAGCCCAGAACACGAAAUACCUCAACAUCUUUAUGAAGGGGCUGCACAAGACAAAGGUCCCAGUGGGUGGCCUCCUCGGAGAGGACGACCACACGGCGGCCACCACCCUAGACAAGGGUUGCAAACACAUCGUCACGCUGUGA